CGAGGAGGUGCGGCGCGGCGGUUGAUAUAAACAACGACCGGGAGACCGGGAGCGACUCGCUUGUUUCAACCGCCUCCCUUUUAACUGUCGCUUCACACCGGCCCAUUCCUUCGAGGGACUCUUGAACGCCGAAAACAGAGGGGCCAUGAUCAUGUCACCAGGCGGCUCUCGGCUUUCGCUGGUCGCCCAGUUUGACGACCUCUGUCGACGGCACAACAUGUUCACGGACACUGCAGCCGAAGAGUUCGUCUUGGAAUUUGUGCGUAACCAGGAAGCGUGCCGCAAGCAGUGGCAUGCCACUGUCCUCGAAAACGCAGAGCUCAAGGAGCAGAUUGCGUCGCUGACAGAAACCAAUGUGGAGCUCGAACGAAAGCUUGCCCACACCAAGGAAGUCCUGCGCAAAGAGUUGCUGCGCAGAGAAAGAUGGGAAGAAGAGUCUCGGCAAAAGCAACGCCAACUUGAGCAGGUGCGCAGGCUCCUCACCAACAGCGAGAUCUGCGACGAGACAGUCGAGAAGCUCUCGGUUAUUAUGCCUACUCACAAUGGAUCGCAAGAUCGCCCGGUCAGGAUGAGCAUCAUCGACGAAUCCGUCGGCUCGGUGCUCUCCCCAUCUGGAGAUGACCUGGAUGCCAGUGAGGACUCGGCUGGCUGCUUCGACACACCCGGCUCGCAGGGCAAGCGUCGGCACAACUUCUUCGAUGGCCUGUCGCCACUUGCAAAGAAGUCCAAGAUAAACGAUGAGGGUGAUCAACCUCAUGCGAACAUGGUGCACACAACUGUAACCAUCACGGAUGGCCAGGACCUGGUAGCGACGACACGGGUUGUCGCACAGCCACUAACACCCUCUGUGCCGAAUGUGCCGAUCCCGCCACCACCGCCACCACCGGCACCAGCUUCUUCGACCCCCACGACAACGCCAAAGUACUCGAGCGGAUCUGCACCGAACACUCCAGUUGCUCAGAGGCGCGAGAAGGUCGCAGCGAGCGCAACCAUGCCGAGGCGGAGCAACUCGGCCGAGAAGCUGCUCUCCCGACAGCACACCUUCUGCCCCAAGACGGUGAUCAAGACCGAGACGUGUGGUCCCUGCGGCAAGCGCAUCAAGUUCUACAAGACGGUCUACAGGUGCAGCCGCUGCAACGCCAUCUGCCACCCGGAGUGCAAGAACCAGGUCCCGUUGCCCUGCAUCCCGGUGUGCGAUACUCCCAAGCGUGGCGGAGCCGGCAGCCGUCGAGGUCCCCUCAUCUCGGACCACGCACCGUCCACGCCGCCCAUGGUGCCCGCACUAGUGGUCCACUGCAUCCAGGAGGUGGAGCGCAGAGGCCUGGACUGUGUGGGCAUCUACCGGGUAUCUGGUUCGGAGCGUGAAGUGCGCGAGAUAAGGGAACAGUUCCAGCAAGGCAAAGGUGUUCCAAAUUUGUCCAAGGUCGACAUCUAUGCCGUGUGUGGAGUCCUCAAGGACUUCUUGCUGUCGCUUCGGGAGAGCCUCGUCACCAAGUCGCUGUGGCACACUUUUGUCAGCGCUACAGAGCUUGACCAUGAGGACCGGGUGUGGGCCAUAUGGCAGGCAGUGACGCAGCUUCCUCCGGCCAACCGGGACACGCUGGCAGCCCUGGUGCUGCACCUGCAGACGGUGGCCGCCCAUCCCGAGGCCAAGAUGCCUCUAUCUAACCUGGCACGCGUCUUUGCACCCACCGUGGUUGGGUGCUCGGUCAACGACACGUCCUUGGUGCCCAACCUCUUACACGAGAUGGAGCAGCAGAACCAGGUGAUGGAGACGUUGCUGUCACUGCCAGCAGACUACUGGAAUCAGCUCCUGGACGUCUAGCGCAACGGGGAAAAGAAGCCCUUGGCACUAUGAAACCGGUGUUUGGCAGUCUGGCCUGGUGUAAGGAGUCCCCUGCCGAUCUCUUGCCCUGGUACGUCGCAGCAUACCAGGAUGCCCUCAGUUCCUUUUUUUAAUUUAUACACAUAGACAACCUCUGUACAGUGUGCUGUUUUAAUAAAUUUGUGUUGCAAAACCCUUCUGC
Messenger RNA from Rhipicephalus sanguineus (brown dog tick), 2027 nucleotides. RefSeq names its product rac GTPase-activating protein 1. The transcript has 14 exons. The record is from RefSeq and is a predicted model, not a curated record. NCBI's taxonomy places the organism in Eukaryota, Metazoa, Arthropoda, Arachnida, Ixodida, Ixodidae. Gene Ontology annotation, biological process: signal transduction. The coding region runs from base 146 to 1825 and encodes 559 amino acids.